GUAUUUGGGACAUGUAAGUGGAGAGGCAUGAACCUGAUUCAUUUCCUGAUCUGGUGAUGCUCCCCAGCCCGCCCCCAAACAGAGGCAGCACAGCCCAGGCCAGCUCUUAAGGAGUUCAGGAGUGAGAAGAGGCCCGCAGAGUUCUGACAGCCUAGAAGUGUGUGGAUGCAGCCCCAGCCCACUGAGCAGGCGUCACAGCAAGAAGACCAAGCACACAGUGACCCCUGCCCUCUAUUCUGACUGCUCCCCCUAAGAGAGAUGGCACCGAUCAGAGCAGGAUACUUUCCCUUUCUGCUGCUUCUGCUGCUGGGGCUGUGGGUGGCUGAGAUCCUAGUCGGUGCCAAGCCCAAGGGCAUGACCCCAUCUCAGUGGUUUAAAACUCAGCAUGUGCAGCCCAGCCCUCAAGCAUGUGACUCAGCCAUGAGAGACAUCAACAAGCUCACAAAACGGUGCAAAGACCUCAACACCUUCCUGCACGAGCCCUUCUCCAGCAUGGCCGCCACCUGCCAGACCCCCAACAUAACCUGCAAGAACAACCAUCAAAACUGCCACCAGAGCCACAGGCCCGUGUUCCUGACCAUGUGUGGGCUCACCACAGGGAAGUACCCGAACUGCAGGUACAAAGAGGAGCACCUGAACAAGUCUUACAUAGUGGCCUGUGACCCUCACCAGAAAAAGGACCCUCAGCAAUUCCACCUGGUUCCUGUGCACUUGGACAGAGUCCUUUAGGUUUCCAGAUCUCCUCACUCUUCGGCUGAGCCUCAGGUCCCUCUCCUGGGCUCUGUAGCACUCCUCCUACACCCAGAGCGUUCUCUUCCCCUCAUCUCUUGGGACUCUGGUUCAGCCUCUGCUGGGAGGCUGAAGCUGACACUCUGGUGACCUGAACUCUAGAGUCAUGGCCUUUCAUCUUUUUGUCGCUGUUUUCCCAGAUGCUUAUCCCAAGAAAGGGGCUGAGCAAGCUCAAGGCUGUGGGUUCCCUGGUCUCUGCCUUUGCACAUGUCUCCCUUGUCCUCUGGCAUUAUGGCAGCAUGACAAGAGGAGGAAAUACAUGGAAAAGGGGC
Molecule: messenger RNA, 1061 nt
Organism: Saimiri boliviensis boliviensis (Bolivian squirrel monkey)
Lineage: Eukaryota; Metazoa; Chordata; Mammalia; Primates; Cebidae
Product: ribonuclease 8-like
Biological process (GO): defense response to fungus; defense response to Gram-positive bacterium; defense response to Gram-negative bacterium
Molecular function (GO): RNA nuclease activity; nucleic acid binding
Source: RefSeq, a predicted model, not a curated record